AUGUGUUGUUUGAUCUUGUUAUCCGUCAUUUGCAUCAUCGGCGUCACGUUGUUCGUCUUCCGGUCCACUCGACCUAAGAAGAUGCUCGAUCCGACAGGUCGCGCGGUGGUCGUCACCGGAUGCGACACCGGGUUCGGGCACGCCAUCGCCAAGCGUUUCGACGAGGCGGGGUUCACUGUGUUUGCUGGAGUACUGUACCCAGAGAAGGCUGGAGCCAUGAAGCUCCGUGCAGAGGGUUCGGAGAGGCUCCAUGUGAUCCACAUGGACGUGACCAAGGAUUCCCAGGUGCAGGAGGCUGUUGACUAUGUCCAGAAGCACCUUCCUGAUCCGGACAAGGGUUUAUGGGCCGUUGCUAACAAUGCCGGAAUUUCUUGCUUUGGUCAAGCAGAGUGGUGCACUGUUGAUAUGUUCAAACGAAUCGCUGAUGUCAAUCUAUGGGGAACCGUCCGGGUGACAAAUGCCUUCACGCCACUCGUUAGGAAAUCUAAAGGUCGAAUCGUGAACAUUGGUAGCGUGCUGGCACGCCAGGGUACUGCAGGCUUCGCCCAUUACUCCAUCAGCAAACAUGGCGUCGAGGCCUUCUCCCAAUGCCUGCGCUACGAGCUCCGAAACUUCGGUGUUCGCGUCAGCAUCGUCGAGCCCGGCAACUUCAUGGCCGCCACCAACAUCUACACCAACGAGAACAUCGACGGCGUCCGUGACGAGCUCUGGGCGAACAUGAAAGACGAGCAGAAGACUGUCUUCGAAAAGGACUUCAAUAGCAUGGUUGACAUUGUUCGGUUCUCAAGGACAAUAGGUUCGGCGGACACGUCGCCUGUGGUAGAUUGUUUUCUGGAUGCGGUCUUGAACGAGAGUCCGCGGGUAAGGUACGAACCGAAGGACUUAUACUGGACGAUCCGUACACUCAUCUUGGCGCAUUUUCCUGAAGAGAUUUCAGAUCUUAUAUUCUAAUGUCGUUGUCGACCCCUAUCGUCGAGUUCUACUUAGAAAUUUGAAUAGGAUGUUUUGCUGCUGUUGCUGUUUCAUUAAAAAGUACAAGAUCAGAAUGGAGGAGAAGGAAGAAGAUUUGUUUACAAAGGAAACGUCAUGCUACGAGUACGAGGAGAAGCAAAUUAGGAGAUUUGUUGAACAGUUGAAGGCACAGUCUAGAUAGAGGAGAACGAGCAUAAUAUUAGUAGAACAUUUAGUAGAAAGAAGCAGCUAUGAGAAUAACGAACUCCGCUAUUGUGAAUGGUGAAGGGUUAUAGGUAUACAAAUAGACACGUUCGGUGAUUUGUUAAAGAUUUCAUAUCGGGUUUCAUCUCAGAGGACUCCAAUAAUCAAAGUUGUUAAUUGAUGGCUUUACAUUGCAAAGCUGGAGUACUCAUUUCAAAGUGCUGCUAAAACUUUGAAUACUAUCAGGACGUUUGUGACUGUGUAUAUUCUCUCAUGUUUCAUCUAUAUCCUUAUUUUAUUUGCUAUAAAAAUGAUGCCUUGGGAAAUUUCUUCUGCAUGUUCAGUUGAAAAAUUAAAGAUAAGGCUCAUGAUGGGAGAUCAAAUGCGUGUGACAUUGUGAAUGUUUAAUUUAGAGUCCCAGUAAAAAAAAAGAAUAGCACUAAGAUUUGAUUUGAUAUAUAAGUUACUAGUAUGUAUAUUUGUUUUCAAUUGAACGACGGGAGUAGUUCCGAUAUGCUCAUAAGGGGAUGUCCCCUGCAGUAGACCAUCAGCCCCGGCCACGAGACCGACUAUGCCGGUCUGACGAACACUAAGUAAAGUUGUCAGAAGACCUGUGAGAUCCACGUGGUCUCGUGAACCCCGAGAUAUUUUUCAGAAGGCCCAUCGAUCUUGUUGACAGUCGCGACGGUCUCGUAGACUGUCGGUCUGUUUCGUGAACUGUUGCCGUCGAUAUUAAAGCGUUCAUCUUGCGUAAGAGAGUAGUAGUCUAGUAGAUAUAAACUUGGUGUAGGUAGACGUUUUAGAUGACAACUACAGUCUUCCAGUUAUUCACAUUAAGUCUAUCUCUGCAAAUGUAUCAGUUGGUGUGUACCAAUAUUGGGUCCCUGUUUUGCUGUAUCUACCUCUAUACUAGUGAACUAGGCAUCCAUUGUACAAAUUAUGUCUUUACCUACAUCCAUUAUUGAAUCAAAUAUUUACCGGUAUAUCAAAGGUUUAUGCGUCUUUCCCAAUGUCUUAUCGUUAAUUCUUCUCAUUGGUUUUGAAAUUUCAUGUCAUUUAUAAUUUCAAAAUAUUAAUUCCUCACUCUAUGUAUCCCGUUCACAUUUCUGUUCUCAGCUCAGUGCAUCCGCUUAACAUGCUCAAAGUUAUGACUCAUUAAUUGUGUAAGUUAUAAGUGAACGGUAAAAUGAACGCAUCGUGUAUGAAUAUAUCUUAAAUUGAUUGAAAACUCGUAUAGUCAGGUCUCAAGUAAAGUGAUUCACAUUUUGUCAGUAAAAGGUUCAUUUGUUUGUAUUAUUUUGUUUCCUAAAAACACGUAGAUGCGAAAAUCACACAAUAUUUUUGGGGUGACUGAUUUCUCAUUUUCGAUCUCUUUUGUUGUUUUUGUUUAUUUUUUAUGUCAAUAGACCAGGUGGAAAAUCAAUAAGCUGAACAUUGAUCAAAAGCAAAAGCCUAAAAAAUUUGAAUACAAUGACAGGUGAAUAUUGGCUAAAAGCAGCGGCGUCAAUAAACCAACUUGAAUUAGACAGGGGAGGGGGCGAAAUGUUAGAAGAUAUUUAUUUAAUAGCUGAACAUUUUAGAAAACCGGAAUGAAUAUCAGAGUCUUAAAUUCCCAACAGGGGUAAAAAUUGUUCGUCAGAUUUGCCAUCAGGUGUUCAAAAAAGAGAAGCAGAGAGGUCAUUAAUUUUUGAGAUUUUGUCUACACCAUAUACAAAUGCUGUAUUCACCGAUAAAAUGUUAUAAUGGGGGGGAUUCGUACCCUCUCCCCUCAUCUAGACACUGUCCUGGUAGAUGGAAACACGAUAGAAGUAGAUAGGGUUAGAAAAUGAUCACUUUCACUGUAGAAUAUUAUUUUAUGAUUUUGAGCUACUUUUCAUAUCGCUUUAUUUGUAUUACAUACAUGAUCGCAAACAGUUACCCCGAAUAGAAUAGAUUAUUCACAUGACAUGAUCAAAUUGUUUAAACAUUAUUUGAUA
Molecule: messenger RNA, 3131 nt
Organism: Strongylocentrotus purpuratus (purple sea urchin)
Lineage: Eukaryota; Metazoa; Echinodermata; Echinoidea; Camarodonta; Strongylocentrotidae
Product: D-beta-hydroxybutyrate dehydrogenase, mitochondrial
Exons: 3
Coding region: 1-951 (316 amino acids)
Molecular function (GO): oxidoreductase activity
Source: RefSeq, a predicted model, not a curated record